UGUACGCCAUUUUGAAAAGCCAUUUUAUUAUGUAUUGAAUGGAGAUACAUUGCUUAAAAAGGAAUAAAUUUUAUUGUUUGCUAAGGAAAUAAAGUCGGCAAAUACUUGUUGAAUACAUUAAUGUAUUCAGGAAAUUUCGAUCUAAUCUUGUAAUUUGUGAAAAUCAACGUCACAAAGCGGAAAGAAACCGAAUGAAAACCGGUGGCAAAUGAAGAGUCACUUGAAUAGAAUUGAUUUUGUCUAGAAUGUGCCAUUCAUGGAAUUAAAAGCAAUUGAUGCUCUCUUAAAUGAAAAAAAGACGACCUUACAGAAGAUUCUAAAUUGCUUGGCUUCCAAACAGACAAUCAGAAUUGACUUUGAGUCAUAAGAAGACUCAUUGCAUCGGAGUAAAAAUUCGAUUGAUCGCUCAAAUUAUUUUAGGUACAAAAAUAAUAGAAACAUUAUUGUGAAAAAUAUAUAGUUAAACAACAGUUAUAAUUUAUUAAUUGAUAAUAUAACGGUGAGAAACAGGAAUUUGGGAAUGGAAAAACAAAGAAAAAGUCUUCGUGAAAAGAGUGCAUCUUCCGAGAAGGAUAUUUCAGCUAUAUCUGAAAAUCGCAAAGAAAAGGACACAUCCAAAAACCGAUCCUCUGGAAAAAAUGACAAGGUUCUGUUAAAAGAUCAUGAGAAUUCUAAUGGUUCCUCUUCAGAUGAGGAUAUUUUUUCGCGAAAAGAUCUCAAGAAAAAGAAAGCCGUUUCCGUCUCUAAUGACGUGUUUGAUUCACUUUUAUCUCAAGAUAAUAAGGAUCAGAGUGAUGUUUCGGAUUCUGCCGUAAAGAAACAACCUGAAAGCAGUCCUAGGAAAAAGACGAAGAGAACUACUGAAUCUCAUACUGACAGCUUCUCUUCAGAGGAAGAUGGAACAGCUUUGGCCAAACAUAAAGAUAAGAAGAAGAAGAAGGCUAAGGAUACGAAACGAAAACAGCCUAAACGCUCUCCUAACAAGAAAGUUGAGACAUAUGCAGAUUAUUCUUCGUCAGAAGAAGAUUCAUUAGCAAAGAAUCAUAGCACAAAGAACACAGCAGCCCAAUCUCCUGAAGAAACUGAUUCAGAUUCAGAAAAAGAACAAUCGAAAAAGAAAAAACGUUCGGGGAAAAGUAAUCCUUCUGGUGCUGGGAAAGCUUCACCAUCCAAAAAUAAAAAAGUGGCAAAAAAUGCAUCGAAUAAGCCAUUAAACACCGAUGUCGCAUUUCCUGAUCAAGAAUCAUCUGAUAUGAUGCCAGUCAUUGGAAAAGGGGAGGAUUAUGAAAAACCAUUUUCAGAUCAAGAAUCAUCUGAGGGAUUGCCGGACAUUGAAAAAGUAUUUGAGACUCUCGAGGAAGAAACAGCACGAGAAGAACGAAAUAAAUUGUUUUUAGCUGACCGAAGGAGCAAAUCGCCAUCUGUAACUAAAACAUCACCCACCAAAAAUGAUGAUGGGACAAAAAGUGCUCGAAAGAAGAUGAAAACUAUGUCACCUGGUAAAAAAUCGGAACGGAAUAAACCUUCACCUUCAAAGGAUAAGAAAUCUGAGACUUCUUCUAAGCAUGAUAAACCGUCCGAAUCCAUCUCUAAAGAGAAUGAUUCUGUUGUGUCAGGAGAUGAUGAAAAUGAUGAAAUCGACACACCAGUGCCGGACUUAGAAGUAAAAAGGGUGAGACGCGGUCGUUCUAAAACGCCUCUUUCUCAGUCCAAUUCAAAUUCUGAUAAAGAAUCCUCUGCCAGUCGUAGUAAUACCCCAUCGAAAGGUGAGAAAAAUCCCACAGAAAAACAAACACUUUCUGAUUCUGUUGUGAAAAAACCUGGACGUGGACGGCCUCGAAAAUUAGCUGCUCCGGAACAAAAUGCUAAACUGGCAUCUAAUUCGAGCUCUCAAAUUGAAUCUUCAUCCUCCAAAACGAAAGAGGACCAGCUGGUGGAAAAUGAGACUUCCCCUAAGCAUGACAGAUCGUCCGAAUCCAUCUCUAAAGAGAAUGAUUCUGUUGUGUCAGGAGAUGAUGAAAAUGAUGAAAUCGACACACCAGUGCCGGACUUAGAAGUAAAAAGGGCGAUACGUGGUCGUUCUAAAACACCUCUUUCUCAGUCCAAUUCAAAUUCUGAUAAAGUAGCAUCUGCCAAUGAUAGUAAUACUCUAUCGAAAGGUGAGAAAAAUCCCACAGAAAAACAAACACUUUCUGAUUCUGUUGUGAAAAAACUUGGACGUGGACGGCCUCGAAAAGCAGCUGUUCCGGAGCAAAAUGCUAAACUGGCAUCUAAUUCGAGUUCUCAAAUUGAAUCUUCGUCCUCCAAAACGAAAGAGGACCAGCUGGAGGAAAAUGAGCCAAAAAGGCAAUCUACUAGGGAAACUGAUAUUGGGAAGCAAAAGGACGCAGCAAAAGAAACCGCAUCAAACGCACAAAGCAGUUUAACAGGCAAUGCCGAAUCUCCUGUAUAUGCUGUGAAAUCAAAACCAUCGCCCAAGAAAAGAAAAAGUGAUGAGUCGCAAAAGAAAUCUAAAAAGCAAGAGAAGGUAGAAAAGCAUUCCAAGGCCAAUACAGAUAAGCAAGGUAAAGCCAAAAAGUCAUCUAGCAUGGAUAACCAAGCGAAUUCUGGUACGGAGUCCGAUGAAGAUAAUUCUCCAAGUAAAAAUAACUCAAAAGAUUCAGGUGAGGCCUCUAGCACCACCAGAAGUGGUGAAAAAAGGAAGCCCAUUUAUACAUCAUCUGAUGAUUCUUCCGAUUCGGAUGAGUUAUCCCCGCAACCAAAAUUAGAUGCAAAAGGUAAAAAAAUAAAACGUGAAUUUUCGUGUCACAAAUGCAACGCUAAAUUCCCUCGUACCCAGCAACUUUUCGAUCAUACUUGUGAAGGUAAACGCGACAAAGGAUUCGCUUGCGAACGCUGUGACAAAAUCUAUAAACUGCGGAGCACUUACGUCAAUCACAAAAUUAUCCAUUCUAAAAAGAAACCUUACAAGUGUGGGCUCUGCGGGAAAAAAUCAGCUUCUCAAAGUAAUCACCUUUAUCAUAUGAAACAUUCUCAUCCUGGUCGCAAGCCAUUCCCCUGUGAGUUCUUCCCGUGUGAAAAAAGUUACAUGACCAGGAGAGAACAGAUAGAUCAUCAUAAGAAUCACAAGCGCUUCGUCUGCCCUUAUUGUGACGAAGUAUUUGCUAAGGAUUCUACUCUUUUGCACCAUAAGUAUAAAGUUCAUGAAGUGUUCUUCUCAUAAGAUGUUGUAGACUAAAAUUUAUUCAUCAGUCUUUUAUUUUAAGUAUUGAAAUGACUUAGCGACGGAAAAGGCCAAAAUAUUUUAAUACUCAUUAUGUGUGUAUGCUUUUUGAUAUAAAUUAGCUGCUAUAAAAUAAUGCUUGGACAUCAAGAAAACUGAUAUUGUAUGAACUUGCUGGGGAAAAUUUAAUAUUAUUUUCAUGAUGAUUUAUUUAAUGUGAAAUACAAGCAGUCAUUUUGCUUCUUUUAUACAACAGAAUUUUUUUAACUGUAGCAGGUUACUCCGAGAUUUUUUUUUUAUAUUACAUUAAUUUGGUAAAAAAUGGAUUUUAAAUGACAUUUUACCCUUCAUAAUCUAUAGAACUCUGAAUGGAUUUUAAAUUGUAUAUAACAUUUAUUUUGCAAAUGCAUGAAAAUUCAAAUUAUAGGCAAUUGUAUUCAUAAUAAUAUUUUUGAUUUCUUUAAUGAUAUUGUAAAAAUUUGCGGUUAGGAAAUAUAAAACAUGUACCUAAUCGUAUGCGGCGACAAAGUGAUCAAUCAGGAAUACUGAUUGUAAUUUAAUUAAUUCUUUUAUGCAUUACUUAAUUUUUAUAAUUCUCACAAUAAGGAAGAAUUUGCGUAGUGGAAUCGAGUCUUAUGACAUCAUAGUGCAUUAAAAACUGAAGUAUCUAGAUUUAUGUAUUCCAAAUGGCACAUUAUCUUUUAAUCUAACGCAAUUUUAUUUUUCUGGUGCCACAUGCAAAUUGUCCAAAUAAUUGGCAUACUUUCUUCUUUGGCUUUUAACAAUGGAAGAAAAUCAAGUGAUUAAAUAUUAGAUGAAGUUUCGAAUUUCAUUGCAAAAAUGAAAUCUUUUGUUGAAAAUCAUGCAAAAUAUGUUUUUAAAAAAUUGUUCAAGUUUCAAGAAAAACUUCAUCACACCUAAAUUGGUAGUGUAAAAAUUAAAUUCAUGUUUUAAUAUCCUCAUAAUUUAUGGCGGGAAAACUUCCAAAAUCUUGCUUGAUUUUUAAUUAAUUAAAAUUUUAAAAAUUGCUCCAAGCUGCUCAUUUUUGUCUUCUAAAGUUUUUCUGUCAUGAAGAUGGUAGCUUUAGGUUUAAUAGUCUGUCUUGUUGAGCGCUGACAUGCACGCACACAAAUAUUUCCUUUUUUAAGUAUAGAUAAGACUAUUGAAAGUUUUCCAUUAUUAUCAUAAUUGAAUCGCUUAUCAUACCCAUGAAAGAGAUGUUUUUUUCUAUUACUUUCUGCUCACAUCACGAGGUAGCUUCAAAAUGUAAUACAUCUGCCUUCCUUUUUCAUAACUUGCAGUCUAAUAGGAAAAAAAAAUUAUUGACUCUCUAACAAUAGAUAUGUGGUUGUACAGUAGUUAUUUACAUAGCUUUUUAAGGAAAAAAAUUAUAGGAAAGUCUUAACCAGAUCAAUACAACAGAUAACAUAUUAAGUAAUUAAUGUGCUUGCAUAUUUCUACUUGUGCUGGUUCAAUCUCCCUUUAUUUUACUACGCAUAUAUAUUUUUUAAUAUUAUGCAGGAGAAAUUGGAUUUUGUUAGGAUUCAAAUCGAACUGUAUGCAAGAAAUUCCUCCGAAAAAGACCAUCGUUACUCAAAUGACAUUAUUAAUAUUGUUUUUCUUCCUUAAAUAUAAUCUUUGUAUUUGAUGCAUCCUGUUUAGAAAAAGUGUUCAUUAAUAGAUGUUUUGUAUCGAACUCGGGGAACUCAGUUCCCAA
This is a messenger RNA of Argiope bruennichi, 4940 nucleotides long. Its product is annotated as zinc finger protein 37-like. The transcript is spliced from 3 exons. The coding region runs from base 521 to 3223 and encodes 900 amino acids. The record is from RefSeq and is a predicted model, not a curated record. NCBI's taxonomy places the organism in Eukaryota, Metazoa, Arthropoda, Arachnida, Araneae, Araneidae.